This is a messenger RNA of Camellia sinensis, 604 nucleotides long. The record is from RefSeq and is a predicted model, not a curated record. Lineage: Eukaryota; Viridiplantae; Streptophyta; Magnoliopsida; Ericales; Theaceae.
CUGCGUGAGAUGUGGAGACCAGUACAAACCACAAAAGAGUGAAGUUAAAAAGAAAAAACCACACCUCUUGCAUUCUAGACCGUCUGAUCUUGAUCAUCCAACGAUGCCGAUCAACCGGAUUGCAGUGGGUACCCGGGAAGAGGCGACCCACCCGGACGCCCUCAAGGCGGCGUUGGCGGAGUUCAUCUCAACCCUAAUCUUCGUCUUCGCCGGAGAAGGCUCCGGCAUGGCCUUCAACAAGCUGACCGGCGACGGCGCCGCCACCCCCUCCGGCGUCAUCUCUGCUGCCAUAGCCCAUGCUUUUGCUCUUUUCGUCGCCGUCUCGAUCGGAGCUAACAUCUCCGGCGGCCACGUCAACCCCGCCGUCACCUUCGGCGCCUUCAUCGGCGGCCACAUCACCCUCCUACGUGGCAUCCUCUACUGGAUUGCCCAGUUGCUUGGUUCCAUCGUGGCUUGUUUAUUACUCAAGUUUUCCACCAAUGGCAUGUCAACAUCGGUGUCUGGAAGGCUUCAAGAACUCUAUCAGCGACCCACAAUCCAAACUCUCCUCAUGGAUCUUCACCAACACCUCGGAAUAAGUUUUAUCUGAACCGACUUCAAACUA